This is a messenger RNA of Hipposideros armiger (great roundleaf bat), 4836 nucleotides long. RefSeq names its product solute carrier family 36 member 4 (gene SLC36A4). Gene Ontology annotation, molecular function: L-alanine transmembrane transporter activity; L-proline transmembrane transporter activity. Gene Ontology annotation, biological process: L-alanine transport; amino acid transmembrane transport. Gene Ontology annotation, cellular component: vacuolar membrane. NCBI's taxonomy places the organism in Eukaryota, Metazoa, Chordata, Mammalia, Chiroptera, Hipposideridae. The transcript is spliced from 11 exons. The record is from RefSeq and is a predicted model, not a curated record. Bases 105 to 1613 code for a protein of 502 amino acids.
GCCGGCGCUGGGCGGCUCGGCUGGGGCGGCUUCAGUCUGACGCGGGCCACGCAGCGGCGGGAGAGCGCUCAGCGGGGCGGCGGCGUCCUGGAGACCCCCGAGAGAUGGAAGCGGCGGCGCCGGCGGCGGCCGAGGCGGCGGGACGCGAGGAGCUAGAUAUGGAUGUGAUGAGGCCCUUAAUAAAUGAGCAGAAUUUUGAUGGGACAUCAGAUGAAGAACAUGAGCAGGAACUUCUGCCUGUUCAGAAGCAUUACCAACUUGAUCAAGAGGGUAUUUCAUUUGUACAAACUCUUAUGCAUCUUCUUAAAGGAAACAUUGGAACUGGCCUUUUAGGACUUCCACUGGCAAUAAAAAAUGCAGGCAUAGUGCUUGGACCAAUCAGCCUUGUGUUUAUAGGAAUUAUUUCUGUUCAUUGUAUGCACAUUUUGGUACGUUGCAGUCACUUUCUAUGUCAGAGGUUUAAAAAAUCAACAUUAGGUUAUAGUGACACUGUGAGUUUUGCUAUGGAAGUAAGUCCUUGGAGUUGUCUUCAGAGGCAAGCAGCAUGGGGACGGAGUGUGGUUGACUUUUUUCUGGUGAUAACACAGCUGGGAUUCUGUAGUGUUUAUAUUGUCUUCUUAGCUGAAAAUGUGAAACAAGUUCAUGAAGGAUUCCUGGAGAGUAAAGUGUUUGUUUUAAAUAGUACCAAUUCAUCAAAUCCAUGUGAGAGAAGAAGUAUCGACCUAAGGAUAUAUAUGCUUUGCUUCCUUCCUUUUAUAAUUCUCUUGGUCUUCAUUCGUGAGCUAAAGAAUCUAUUUGUGCUCUCAUUCCUUGCCAAUAUUUCCAUGGCUGUCAGUCUUGUAAUCAUUUAUCAAUACGUUGUUAGGAAUAUGCCAGAUCCCCACAACCUUCCAGUAGUGGCUGGUUGGAAAAAAUACCCACUUUUUUUUGGUACAGCUGUAUUUGCUUUUGAAGGCAUAGGAGUGGUCCUUCCAUUGGAAAAUCAAAUGAAAGAAUCAAAACGCUUCCCCCAAGCAUUGAAUAUUGGCAUGGGAAUUGUUACAACUUUGUAUAUAACAUUAGCUACCUUAGGAUAUAUGUGUUUCCAGGAUGAAAUCAAAGGCAGCAUAACUUUAAAUCUUCCUCAAGAUGUAUGGUUAUAUCAAUCAGUGAAAAUUCUAUAUUCCUUUGGCAUCUUUGUGACAUAUUCCAUUCAGUUCUAUGUUCCAGCAGAGAUCAUUAUCCCUAUGAUCACAUCCAAAUUUCAGGCUAAAUGGAAGCAAAUCUGUGAAUUUGUGAUAAGGUCUGCCUUGGUUAGCAUUACUUGUGCUGGAGCAAUUCUGAUUCCUCGUUUAGACAUUGUGAUUUCCUUUGUUGGAGCUGUGAGCAGCAGCACACUGGCCCUGAUCCUGCCACCUUUAGUUGAAAUUCUUACAUUUUCUAAGGAACACUACAAUAUAUGGAUGAUCCUGAAAAAUAUUUCUAUAGCAUUUACUGGAGUUGUUGGUUUCUUGUUAGGUACCUAUGUAACUGUUGAAGAAAUUAUUUAUCCUACUUCCAAAGUUAUAGCUGAUACUCCACAGAGUCCGUCUCUAAAUUUGAAUUCAACAUGCUUUACAUCUGGUUCGAAAUAGUUGACACACAAUUACAAGUCUUCUACUUUUGUCUCAAUUCUAGAAAUGAUUAAAAUAAGAACUUAGUAGAAUGCAUUGCCAUAUACUUAAAAGACUGUUUUCUUUUGGCACAAUAUUGAUAUUUUGCUGGUAGAUUGUAAUUUUUUACUAGUACUGGUAAACUACAGAUUCUUGGUUUUAAGUGUUAACAAUAAUUUCCCAAAAUUUAGUUUUGAAAAUUGAAAAAAUUAAAAUGUAAAAAAAUUAAAGAUUUAGACUUCAGUUAUUCUUCAUUCAAUCAGAUACUUUAACCAAGAUUCUCUUUUACCCUCAUGUUACUCUUUUGCUACCCAGUUGAGGACUGAACAGGAUUCCAACAGUAAGAGAAUUAAAGGGCAUGGGUAACAAAUCGCCAAACCAUCCCAGUGAAUGUCAGAAUAUACUUUGUGUACAAUGUAAAACAUCUCGAUUAUAUUUUUAUUAGAUCCAGAUACUUAUGAUUAGCCCCUGGAAGUGUAGAAAACUCUCAUGAAUCAUAAUAUAAGCAUCAGAAAUACAUUAAAACCAGAAUUGUUUUUAUGCUAUUCUGUAAUGGUAGUUGAUUUUUAUAAAGAAAACCAUGAGGCACCGUGCAAGAUUCUGAUUUACUGUUUCAAUUAAAUUUGAAAGAGACUUUAAGGCUACCCAAUACAAUUCCCUUUCCUUUUACCUGAGUAAAUUGAUGCCCAGUAAGGUUAAGUAACUUGGUCAAGACCACACACCCUUGAGGUGAAGAAUACUGUUAUUUGACUCCAGUCCAGGAUUAUUUUGUUUUACGUCACAUCUAAGAAAAGGAAUAAAUUAUGUUCAGUUUAACUUUAGUGCUGAGUCUAUUUAAUUAUAUUUUAAUACUAUGAAAUCAGGUGAUCUUUGAAUAGUAGAUGUGACCUGAACAGAAAACCAGAAAACUCUAAAAGGGCUGCACUACAGCCAUAUAAACUUCAACCAGGGAAAGCAGCAGUGUUUUCUUAGAAUAGAAACCACUCACUGCUGGCUGGUAAAGGUGCCCAACUGUCCUGUUUAUGGCUUCAGCUCUCCUUAUUGUUUCUUCCCUUUCUAGAUUUUGUAGGCGUCAUCUUUCUUAAUGGCAGAAAAUAGGUAUCUGACAAAAUACAGGAUUUGUGCAUUGUUUACAGCCAUGUGGCUUUCCUUAGUAUAUAUAGCCUUUUAUUGAGCUGAAUGGGAAGAAUAAAAGAAUCAUAAAGAGAGUCAUGGUUAGGAAAAACUAAGACAAUAAUAAACUGUCUAUUAAAUACUGAGACACACCAGGUUUCUUCCAGAGAAAUACUUUCUAAUUACUCCAUAUUCUUCAAGCCCAGUUAUUAACCAAAACAAAGACUCUCAGUUCACAUGGAGGAUGAAAAUUAAGUUUAAAACACUAAGAACCCUGCUUUUAAAAAAAUUCAUACUUUAAAAUAUGCUGAACUUUUUAAUCAGGCUGGUGAUACUCUUAAUUUUUAAUACUAUACCAUCAAGAUCACUAGCGUACAUAUUCUAUAUUUUUAUAAGUAAAUGUUAACUUAGUUCAAAUAUUUUUUUGCCUCCAUCAUUAAUAGGUCAUAAAGUAAAAUCCUAAAGAAAUAUCAGAAGCUUUAUUUUGGUACAAAGUCAUAAAAUCAAAACUUUGUUUUUUAACAUUGGCAUAAAGUAUCACCAGUAAUUGUGAUAUUUUUGUGUCAAAUCUGUUAUGUUGAGACUUUAGUCAUAUUGAGAGAAUGUGGAAAAAGUUACAGGAAAAGUAAUCGUAAUUGAACCAUAAUUUUGAAUCUAAGAAUAAAUUAGAUUUUAAAAAAAUAUACAACUUGGUAUAAAAAUACCUUAAAAACCGUUACUUAAUAGAAAGCACUAUUAAGUUUUUGUCAGCUGUCUUUAGAUAAUAUUUCUAGUCUGUGUGCUCUGUGUGAAAUUUUAUGUGUUUUCACCUGUUUAUUUUCCUUUUAAAUUCAUAAAAGUCAAUAAAAUUUUGAGUAGUUUAUCAUAGCAAUAAAUAAAUUUUAAAUUCAGCAUAAAUAAAUGUUAAACACAUUAUCAACCAGGCUUCCUUAUGCAAUGAGUGCUGAACUGACAUUCAGUACUUAAUUUACUAAAUUAUCAAUAUUUUUAAGUACAAGAGAAAAUUUGAAAUACAGAAAAGGAGCUAAAAAGGGAAAGAGUAGUUUUAAUUCUUACCAGGAAACACUAUUAUGUAAAGUACAAAUGUACUCUUAUUUAUAGAUUUUUUUUGAUGAGGUAUUUUAUUUACAAAAAAUCAGUGGGAAUAUUUUUCAUCUGAAAUUUUUUUUUUAAUGAGUCAUAACAUCUAAAGAUUUUUUGAGAUCUUUUGAUUAGACCAGCUCUUGCUUUUAUUUUGGGACCUGGAAAAGUGAGAGUGAUUGCACCUGUCAGAUUUUGUAUUUGGUAUCUUUGGUCCAUUGUAUUAUGGCUAAAUGAUUCAGCAUUUCAUCUGCCACCACAGUCAAGUCUCUUCUCUGAAAGCUAAUCAGGUGCCUGAGAGCCUUUUUUACUACUGGAAUGAGGGACAGGAAAGGAAGCUUUAUUUACCUCUGAUAACUUGUGUUCUAAGUCAGAUAUCACUGUUCCUACAUCCAGAAGCAUUUCACCAGUUUCAGAGUUGGCCAGUCAGAACACUGGUUCUCAGACAUUUUUUAUCAGAGGAUCUUCUUUUUCCCACAUGGACAGAUUUCUCCACUGUUCAAUAAAAACUAGGGUUUCUUCUUGGUUAAAGAUCAAUUUUUAUGGUGUUAUCAAAUGAAAAAAGUACUAUAAGUGCCACAUUAUGUUUUAAUUCUCUCCUCACUGAAUUCUUGAGUAAAACCAUUUCUGUCUCUUGCCUAGGCAAUGAAUUUAACAUUUUAUAAGCAUUUUAUGCAGUGUGCAUGUUGUAUAUUUUAUAACGGCCUAAUUUCAUUCAGUAUUUUCAUUAAUAAUUACAGAAAAGCUUUCUAACUUCAAGUACUAUAAAAAUAUCAAUUGAAAUAAAGUUCUGUAUUAGUGCCAUUUCUAGCUGUGGCAAAGCACAGGUCUUACCAUAGCUUACCUGUGGAAUCUCUUCACUGUAGGUGUGUUAGUACAGUGUCUGAGUAGUGCAUUUGUUUACUGAUCAUGUAUACCCACAUUAGCUCUUGACCUCAGUUCUCCUAUAUUUAAAAGGGAAAAGAUACAGAAUUGAGAUCAUGGAAAUAAUAAAUAAAAUUACUUAACACCA